AUGGGUUUUAUAAAAAAUGUUGGACCAGAUGGUCAAACGCGACAAGAACAACGUAUACAAGAUCAAAUGGAUAAUAUUCAUGCUGGAUAUUUAACAUUAAUUACAUACAAUAAUUAUUGGUAUAACCACUAUAUUAAUAAUCAAACUACACAACUUAAUCAACAAGCUGUACAACUUCAUAAUGAACAAAUGGAUGCUGCUCGUUAUAUCAUCAAUCAGAUGUUGGAUAUUGUUGAAAAAAAUUAA
Rotaria sordida is the source of this 246-nucleotide messenger RNA. NCBI's taxonomy places the organism in Eukaryota, Metazoa, Rotifera, Eurotatoria, Philodinida, Philodinidae. The record is from the annotation of a GenBank genome assembly.